UUUAUCAUCCAAUGGCGCCAAUGUCUGAUCGUUAUGAUAGGUUAUUGUACACGUGACAGUUAGUUAAUGUUAAUAUUAAAUAAGAAAAUUUCUAUUUUGUUAAAUCAACUAAUUAGCAAGAUAGUAACGUGAUAAUACAAUCGAGUACUUUAUGUGACAUAUUGUAAUUAUGGAAGGAAAAACUCAAAUUGAAGAGGACAACGAAGAUGAAGAAGAUAAUGUUGUCGCCCUUAAAAAUAGAGUUCCAUUAUUGAAGGAUUUGUUUCGUGUCCAUGGAAAAGUCGGGGAAGGAACUUUCAGUUCUGUGUUCUUAGCUACGUUAAAAUCUUCGGAUGGUACGAAAAAGUUUGCGUUAAAACAUUUAGUUCCUACUCGUCAUCCUGAAAAGAUUGAACGUGAAUUGCAGUGUAUGCAACAGAUAGGUGGAAAGGAUUAUGUGGUUGGAUUAGAAUUGUGUUUACGAAGUUUUGAGACAGUAGUAUUUGUAAUGCCAUAUAUGAGACACGAUAAAUUUUCGGAUUAUGUACAAAAUAUGACUCUUCAAGAAACAAAAGAUUAUAUGAUAGCAUUAUUGACUGCAUUGCGAAGAGUUCAUCAAUUUAAGAUUAUACAUAGAGAUGUUAAGCCUAGUAAUUUUUUAUAUGAUCGGUGCAAUAAAAGAUACUUGUUGGUAGACUUUGGAUUAGCACAAGAAUACAUAGCUGAAGAUAAGUCUAAUAAACUUAAGUCCAUUAAUUUUGAAACCCAAUCUGUCAAGCGGAAAAGAUCAGAUGAAAAUAGUUUAAACCUUUCUCUUAGCUCGAGAAAAAAAGUUAUAGGAGAAAAAUGUUAUUGUUUUGGAAAACCAAAAGUAUGUUCACUGUGCACAUCUAGACCAGAACAGAUAGCUCCAAGAGCUGGCACACCAGGAUUUCGUGCACCUGAAGUUUUAUUAAAACACCCUUCACAAACACCAGCAAUUGAUAUUUGGGCAAGUGGGGUAAUGAUGCUGUGCAUCCUCAGUGGCACCCAACCAUUUUUUCAUUCUCCAGAUGAUUGUACAGCUUUGGCAGAAAUAACUACUAUAUUUGGGUCUAAUAAAAUGCAACAAUGUGCACACAAAUUAGGAAAAAAAAUUAUCUUUAAUGAAGAUAUACCAGGGGUUGAUAUUGUGUCUUUAUGUCAGAAGUUACAAAAGAGAAAUAAGGGUUUAUUAGAUAAUUGUAAAGAUCAUAGGAUGUACGAAAAGGCAUCUACGGACGUUCAGUUUCCGAAAGAAGCUUAUCACUUGUUACUAAGGUUGUUGGAUUUAAAUCAUAAAACACGUCUUACAGCAGAGCAAGCUUUAGAUCAUCCAUUUUUAAAGUUAUAACCUAUAUUCUUAAUAAU
Molecule: messenger RNA, 1368 nt
Organism: Hylaeus volcanicus
Lineage: Eukaryota; Metazoa; Arthropoda; Insecta; Hymenoptera; Colletidae
Product: cell division cycle 7-related protein kinase-like
Exons: 8
Coding region: 170-1351 (393 amino acids)
Biological process (GO): protein phosphorylation; mitotic DNA damage checkpoint signaling
Cellular component (GO): nucleus
Molecular function (GO): protein serine/threonine kinase activity; ATP binding
Source: RefSeq, a predicted model, not a curated record